UUGUUCAAAUACAACCCAUUUUGCGUUUGCGAGUAGGUGAAGGACACAGCUGAGAGCGACUGACCCUGUAAACACACCAGGUGUCCUUGUUGACUGCACUCACGCUGGACAGCUGAUUCGUUAGCCUUGGUCUUCUCACAAGGGAAUAUGAGCCAUUUCCGCUACUGUCGGUCCUAUGUUGGCCCCGUGAGGGCAUGCAUCCUAGACUGGAGCGGUACCACUGCUGACAAGUACGUCUUGGCACCAGCAGUAAGCUUUAUUGAAGUCUUCAAGAAAUUCAAAGUACCCAUCUCAAUGGAGGAAUCACGGGAGCCAAUGGGUUUGCGGAAAGAUCUCCAUAUUAAGGCCAUCACCAAGAUGCCCUCAGUCCAGUCUCGAUGGAGGAAGGUUUAUGGUAGAGAUCCAACGGACAAGGAUGUGGAUGAUAUGUUCCAAACCUUUGUACCCAUUCAGCUGGAUGUGCUUCGCCAAUACGGCCAACUGAUCCCAGGGACAAAGGACUCGGUGGAUGAACUCCGAAAAGAUUUUGGGUGCAAGAUCGGUGUCACGACAGGUUUUCUGCGAUCUAUGGUCGAUAUCCUCCUUGAAGAAGCUAAGAAACAAGGCUAUGUUCCUGAUGCCACAGUUGCAGGGGAUGAGGUAGUCAACGGUGCACGUCCCAAGCCAUUCAUGGUUUAUCGAAACCUCGACCUUCUGGACAUCCAUCCUAUCCAGUCGGUGGUUAAAGUUGACGAUACAAUAUCAGGGAUAGGGGAGGCUCUGGAAGCAGGAUGUUGGGGAGUGGGCCUGGCUCGGUACAGCAACUACAUGAAUGUGGAUAGCCUUGAGCAAGAGGCUGAGCUCUCGGAUGAGGACAUCCAAGACAGAUUGCAGAAAACAAGAGACAUUCUGAGGAAAGCCGGCGCUCAUUAUGUUGUUGAUAGUAUUGUUGAUCUACCUGAUGUUGUGAAGGAUAUCAAUGCUAGACUGGCAGCAGGAGAGUCGCCUUGAGUUCUUCCUUUGGGUCGACAACCUUGUCUUUACAUCCACAAUGGUGGAGUCAAAUCUACAGAUGUAAUGAUGAGUUAUCAGAUUGUGAUUGACUGAUGAAUGUUGAAUGUUCAUGUAUGAGGCAUGGGUAACUGGUUUAGUGGAUGAUUAUUUGUAACAGAGAUAUCCAAAGAUGUUAAAAUUAUGAAGAAUGAUGAUUAUUAUUAUUGUUUUGUAAAUCUUUUCAAUAGUAUGAGAGUAUCUCUUAUGUUAGUAGGUGCCAAUUAUUAUUAUUAUUAUUAUUAUUAUUAUUACUAUUUUUAUAUUUAUAAUAAUAAUAAUAAUGUCUUCUUUUGAGCAUUGAACUUUUAAUCCUUCUUAUUCAGGUGAUAUUUGGAAGGAAUACUCAGUGACAAUUAGAACCAGAAACUGAAACACCAAGAAACUUCUAUGUGGGGAGGAAAGUUGGUUGUCCUAUUUGUGGUCAUUGUGACUACUUCACAGAUGUGUACACACUACAUUCCUCCAUCACCGAUGACUACAUUGGACACACUUCUGGUGUAUUGGUGAAGGAUGUCUAAUUUUAGUCAGCUCAUGAAAUGAGGCUGUGUGUAACCUACAGGAGUGAAAUGAGCUCUACUCCAUGCAUGAACUGACCACUGCCUGGCACUAAGGCUUUGUGUAGAACAUGAUGUCAAGUGAAAACAUUGCUGUUUGUGAGAUGUAGUCCGAGUGCUCAUUGGUCUGUGCAUUUGCUGGUUUAGCUCUAACUAAACAAGGUCUUUGCAGGAUUUGUUAUUAAUAGGUACUACACAGCCAUGUGGCCAUAAAUUAUGUAGUCAUUGGGGAUAAUAUAACUUUGUGUGUGCAAACCUGUACAGAAUUGACCAUGUAUUUUGUUUGUCUGGAAUAUUUCAAACUCUUGCUCAUGGAAGUUUGUUCCAUAUAUAUACAUGAAUGGAGAUAAAGAGAUAUAAGAUAAAGACUGGAUCUCUGUUACAGUACACCACAGCAUUAUUACAGAUAAAGAGUAGUUCUCUGUCACAAGACAAUGUCUUUCAACAGUAUUGAUGCAGGUAUAAACAGUGUUCAUUGUAUAUCUUGACUUAUGUUUGUAAUCUAUUCUAUUAAUUUUAUUCAAAAUUUCAGUCAAUAUUAUUACCAUUAAUUUUUGUGAAAGGGUGUGAUUGGCAGAUCGCACCAACUCACUAUUAUUAACAGCAACCACGAUCAGAUCCCAGCAACUGGAACAUUGAAAUAAACCUUAGUUGUCAAACAAUGGCUACAUACAUAUGAUUAGCAAUCUCAUUAAAAUCAUAUCUCAGUUCUUGCUGCCGCUAAACAAAGAUCUGAGGACAUCCCAUUAUGGGUCACAUCAGGACGACCUUUCGCAAACUUUGACCGACGACUGAAAUUAUGUCAGCCAAGUCGACAUCAGCCAAUUAGAAAGCAGCUUUCUCGAGCUUUACGGCACUCGUUUCAACCUAGCGAAUUCCAUUUCUGUCUACGCUUGAAAAAUAUUUUGACACAGUUCUCGAUUAAUAUUUUGAAA
Molecule: messenger RNA, 2521 nt
Organism: Haliotis rufescens (red abalone)
Lineage: Eukaryota; Metazoa; Mollusca; Gastropoda; Lepetellida; Haliotidae
Product: phosphonoacetaldehyde hydrolase-like
Exons: 2
Coding region: 148-990 (280 amino acids)
Biological process (GO): DNA repair; dephosphorylation; organic phosphonate catabolic process
Cellular component (GO): cytosol
Molecular function (GO): phosphoglycolate phosphatase activity; phosphonoacetaldehyde hydrolase activity
Source: RefSeq, a predicted model, not a curated record